AUCUAUCACUGUUAAAGCUGCUGGAUUCAGCUCGAUCAGCUCGCUGUUUCUAUCAAGCAAGCAGAAUCUGUGGUUGAUCUGUUGUCUGUCAGACUGCGUCCACGUGCAGCUGUACCGCGACUCCCGGGCGCGCUGGGGCGGCGCGGGCUGCAAGGCGUCCCUGUCGCUGCAGCACUACCUCGGCUGCGAGAGCGGCUUCACUCUGGACAAGCACUCCAACACCCUGGCGCUCGUCUGCCGGGACCUCGUCGCGCUACUCGCCUUCGAGACCAGAGAGCGUCUCAUACAGUGGCAGGUGAAAGUGAGUGCGCAUUUGGGUGAGCCUCGUCACUACCUGCUGCUGGUGGGCUCUGCGGUUAGUGGCAGCAACAAGAGACUACCGGCGGGCCCUGCGAGGCUCCACCUUCACGAACGAAGGUUUGCCCUCACCGCUGGUGUACCUCCUCGGCUGUUGGGAGUGUGGGAGCUGGCACAUCUGAGACGCUACGGUGUGGUGGAAGGUCGGUUCUGCUUUGAAGGUGGUUCGCACUGCGGCAAGGGUGAAGGUCUGCAUGUCCUCAUCACCGACCAGGCGGUGGAGAUAUCACACGACUUCGACCUCGCUUCGCAAGGACGGUUGUCUCCAAGGAGGAGACCUGUUGGAUCUAAGCGAAAUGAAGCAGGUACGGAAAGCCCGAAAUCACAUAAAGCGUAUCGUCCCGACACAAGGCUCUCUGAACUGAACACCAUCGACCACUCGCUGCCUCCCAUGGACCUUCGGCUUUACGAAGAUCCAUUCGUAGGAGAGGAAGCUGGUGCGAUAUCUCCUUACUGGCCUUCUACCGAGAGGACACACUACCAGGACAUGGGUCACGGAGAUACGGUUUCAGUCAACGAAACUACAGAAGGAACAGACACAGCACCGUGGAGCGGGCAAGGAAAUGUAACUCUAGAGAGGUGCAUGAGCUGUAUGUCCAAGCUGGGAGCCCUAUCUCGAUCUUCGACGGCCGCUUUGACUCCAGGUGCUAAGCACUUUAAUCCAGCAUGGACUAUGGAAGCGUUACAAGAAACUCCGCCAAGAGAUGCAACUAAUAAUGACCCUUUACACUCACGCAAUAAGACCGAAAAUGUAUGUCACUGCCCCGACAGACCGCCAGAGAGACCACCAAAGAGCAAUAAAUUAGAUUUGAAAUUAAAUAAGAAGCCGCCAAUGCCAGUUCCUGUACAGACGUGUAACUGUGCGCAUGUACUUCCUGUAGAAAAUUCAAGUAAAAUUGGUCCCUAUGAAAACUAUGACGUUCCGAAGCUUCCUUCAGCAGACGUGGAGGAAGACUACUACGACACACCAAAAAGGCUCAAAGAAAGUCUCAACAACGAGCUUUUUAAAAUCACAAAGAACUCGACUUCAAACGCCGUUAUAUUAAAAAAACCCUGCGGCUGUUUGCUCAAAUUCGGCAAAAGACGGAGGGAGCCCACUGUCAUAGACACCGAGGAAACCAUUCAGCCGGGUAGCCAGUGUCCUUGCCAGCGAGUCACCGACUGGGCCAACAAUUGGAUUAAAUUCCCCUACUGUAAAAAGACUACUGUUUCUAGUGAUAAUUUAGCGCUUAACAAGGAAAACUGUGUGCCAACGUACAGUGAUAGAAGUGCUCUCUAUGCUACCAUUGAUUUAUCGCGGAAAACUAGACGGAAACUUAGCCCAGACAACUGUCGAGAACUACCCGCUGAAGACCGAUUUAAACAAUGUUUGAGUCCUGAAGCCGUAGAAGUCGACAACGGGCCUUUGGCUAAUUACGAAAACCUUAACUUUGCAUUGUCGCUUGAGUACUACGAAAAUGCUAAAGAUCUUCUUAAAAAAGCUGGCAUCACGCAAACCGAGCUAAAUGCUAUCUCGGCGAAUUUACGUCCACUGUCGUUGUCGAAUACAGACAGAAACAGUAUUUGUGCGAAGUGUGGCCAUCCACAAGUAAAACAACAAAAAGAUUCAAACAUUGAAACGUUAGACAGUGGUUUAAGUGACGAUUAUUUGAUCAUGGAGCCGAAAUCUCUAGAGUGUACGUUAGAUCGGAACAGAUCGUUACCACCCGGCUAUACACCGAUGUCACCUAUAAGCAGUUUUGCUUUCCAGUCUCUGAAACAUCCGGCAAAGAGUCCAAUCAACAGACUGCUGGAGGAAAAAUCUGCAAGUAAUCCCACUCUGUGCGGUCCUGAAGAAACUCGAGGAUGUAAUUCUGGUUCUGAUAAAAACUCUGGAAUUCUUCGUGGUAAUGGUGAACAUAAUGAAAGAAUAGAAUAUAGGAAAAGAUCAAGCUCAGCAGAUUCUUCUAGAUUUUUAGAAGACGUCAAAGAAUUCGAUGGAAGUGUCGAAAGUCACGGAUCCACGUCGUCCAUUGAGACCCUACGAAACAUAGUCCUGGACAACGACAGGACGUCCGUGCCUUGUGAUUGUCUGGUGGCGGAUAACAAACACUCAGACGCAGAUAGUUCAGAGGCAUCAAAAGAUCCAGGUCGAGGUGUACUGCCCGCUAAACGAUCGUCUUCUGUUUCUGGUAAAGUGGGAGGGAACAGAGAUUCAUCGAGUUCGAACGACUCCGGUGUGUCGAGUUGUUCGCUCAGGCGGGGCGCGGAGCUGGGGGAGUUCGAGCUGCCCCUGACCAGGGUGGCGACGCGGCGGAAGUACGGCCAGUACCGCAGCGAGACGCACGCCGCCGGCGCCGCGCGCGCCACCCCGCCGCGCCGCUCGCGCUCCACCGACCCGCCCACAGACUUACCCACUUUACACAAGAUUCGUGUCCCGGCGAAGUCCUCUUCUGCAGAAGCGGAGGUCCCUGUACUCUCUGUGAAAUCACUUCGAGGUGUAAUGGACACGCACAGCACAUCCAGCGGCACGUCCGACAUGUCCGACUACAUAGAGACACUCUCUAUUUGUUCCUCUCACUCCUCCACCGAUACUCCUAUCACCAUGAGAGUGUUCCGGCAGACGACGAGCACGCUGCGGCCGCGCUCCGGGAAGGAGUACCAGAACCUGGACCCGCGCCUCACCUCCGUCUACCGCGCGCACACCCACUACACCAACCUGCCCUGAACACAACACUGCUGCACAAAACUUUACAUUCAUUCUAUACGUGCUACCUAUUUAUUUUAGGAAAUAAUUUGAGCACUGUUAGAUAA
Bombyx mandarina (wild silkworm) is the source of this 3150-nucleotide messenger RNA. RefSeq lists its product as uncharacterized. The record is from RefSeq and is a predicted model, not a curated record. Gene Ontology annotation, molecular function: protein kinase binding. Lineage: Eukaryota; Metazoa; Arthropoda; Insecta; Lepidoptera; Bombycidae. Gene Ontology annotation, biological process: positive regulation of protein tyrosine kinase activity; neuromuscular junction development.